CUGUUCAUGAGACAGGACAGGAGACCCGCUGGCUGUCAUCUACAAAGUCGGUGAGAAGAAACGUGGCUGCUGAUCUGGCAGCUUAACGCACCAACCCAGGAGGAGUUCCUCGUCAAGCAGAAAGCAGGUGUAGACAGCUUGCGCUUUUCAUUAAAGCUCCAAGGGAUCGGCCAAUCUGAAACAUGCGUCUGAUACGCCGGCGUCUGUCUCCUCUGAAGCUGGUCCUCCUCGGGGGAACUCUUUUUAUGGUGAUCCUGGUGGUUCUCCAGAGGGACGUUGGCUCCUCAAACUCCGGAGACCCCUGGCUACAAGACCUGGCCCACAAACGGGACGAGGUCAUGGUCAUGGUGCGGAAUGCUGUGAACAACAUAGGCUUCCAGAUCGGAGCUCCGCAGCCCCCGCCGGUGCAGGCGCAGCCCACGGAGGACGUUAAAUGCCCCUCCGGCUUUUACUCUCAGGCUGAGCUCAAACCUCACCUGGAGAGACCGCCGCAGGACCCUCAAAGCCCCGGGGCUGACGGGAGAGCGUUUGUGAAGGACAACAUGACACCUGAGGAGGAGAAGGAGAAGGAGGAGGGCAUGACACGGCAUUGCUUCAACCAGUUUGCCAGCGACCGGAUCUCGCUCAGCCGCAAUCUCGGGGAUGACACAAGACCGCCGGAGUGUGUGGACAGGAAGUUUCCUCACUGCCCUCCUCUGCCCACCACCAGUGUCAUCAUUGUCUUCCACAACGAGGCCUGGUCCACGCUCCUCAGGACGGUCUACAGCGUCCUGCACACAUCUCCCGCCAUCAUGCUGAAGGAGAUCAUCUUGGUUGACGAUGCCAGCACUGCAGACCACCUGAAGAAGAAGCUGGAGUUGUUUGUGGAGCAGUUUAAGAUCGUCCGUGUUGUCAGGCAGCCAGAGAGGAAAGGCCUCAUCACAGCCAGGCUGCUGGGAGCCAGCAUUGCUACGGCUGAAGUGCUCACCUUUCUUGAUGCGCACUGUGAGUGUUUUCACGGUUGGUUGGAGCCUCUCCUGGCCCGGAUAGUUGAAGAACCCACUGCCGUAGUCAGCCCAGAGAUCACCACCAUUGACCUGAACUCCUUUCAGUUCAACAAACCCGUGGCCACCAACCGCGCGUACAACCGAGGGAACUUCGACUGGAGCCUGACGUUCGGCUGGGAGGCGAUACCCGAGGAGGCAAAGAGGCUGCGCAAGGAUGAAACCUACCCUGUAAAAACGCCUACUUUUGCCGGAGGCCUUUUCUCAAUCUCAAAGAAGUACUUUGAGCAUAUCGGAACAUAUGAUGACAAGAUGGAGAUCUGGGGCGGAGAAAAUGUGGAAAUGUCCUUCAGGGUGUGGCAGUGUGGGGGUCAGCUGGAGAUCAUUCCCUGCUCGGUGGUGGGCCACGUUUUCCGCACCAAAAGUCCGCACACCUUCCCCAAGGGCACUGAGGUCAUCACUCGCAACCAGGUGCGCCUGGCUGAAGUCUGGAUGGAUGAUUUUAAGAAGAUCUUCUAUCGGCGCAACCACAACGCUGCAGUGAUGGCCAGUGAGCAUAAAUAUGGAGACAUCUCUGAUCGCCUCAACCUGAGGAACAGGCUUCACUGCAAGAACUUCACCUGGUUCCUGAACACCAUCUACCCAGAGAUCUUCAUUCCUGACUUAAAGCCAGAAAAAUUUGGAUCAAUCAGAAACUCUGGAUCUAGAACCUGCCUGGAUGUUGGUGAGAACAACCAGGGGGGUAAAGCUGUGAUCAUGUACCAGUGUCACAACAUGGGAGGAAACCAGUACUUUGAGUAUUCGUCCCACAAAGAGCUGCGUCACAACAUCGGGAAGCAGCUGUGUCUCCAUGCCAACGAUCAGUCAGAACCAGUGAAGAUUGAGCUGUGCCAGCUGAAGGGGAGGGGGACCAGUUUGUCACCUCAGCAGGAAUGGGUCUUUACAGAGGAAAAUCUUCUGAAGAAUCCAAGCAGUGGGAGGUGCUUACAGCUGAGAGGGGCUCAGGUUCAGAUGGACCACUGUAAUGCUGCAGAUCCCUUCCAGCAAUGGAGUUUCUCUUGACCCCCCAGUCUGCCCAUUAGGUGACCUCUGGUCCCCUCCCUGUUAUCAGACUCAGCAGCUUAGAGCUGAAGCAUUACAGAUCCAAACGGACGUGCUGGAAAGCUUUGGGCAAGUGGCCAUACUGAUGACCAGGAAAAGAUGAAGGACAAUACAGAGAUGAUGUCUGGUUAAAGAAAAAAGAAAACCCUCAUUUGGGUAUAACUAUUUUUAUUUUAUUUAUGGAUGACACUCAGGAAACUCUUCUUACUGUGGUUUGGGGAACUUUGGACAUGUUUGAACUUUGCCUUUAGCAGUGGCAGCUUUAAAAAGGCUCUGAAUUGCAAUGACCAUAAUUCACUUGUUUGACACUCUAAUAUGAAAAAAAAAAAAAAAAAAAGAACGGUAUGUGGAUUUUUGUUGUGUCCGGUGAUGAAUGUGGAAAUAUUUUAUCUCAAGAGGAUGAAAUGUUUGUUUUUUAAUAUUUUUUUUUAGGAUUUUAUGAAAUUUUAUAAAUAACUUUUUAUUGUAAAUAAGUUAUUUUCGGGCAUGUUAACCAUCUAGAAAAUAAUUUCCAAAGGCACAUUUUUGCAUACAUGUCUUUCUAGUGAAAUUGGUCUAUUGACUGUUUAUCAUACUUGCACAAAAUCUGGGGAAAUUGUCUGAUAUUUUGUAUACCGAAGGAUAAACUAAAUUAAUAUGGUUAUUACAGAUAUUAAACCAAAACCUAAACAUUUUGUGUUAAGAAUGUCUUUCCGUGCUGAUAAGAAGUCUCCCAUCAAUAUAGCACAUAAAGCUUCUCAAACGCGCCGAUGUAUGUCUUCUGAAUGUUUGUUUAGGGAGUGGCUCUGGAGAUACACAUUCCAGAAAAACGUUUGUCUUGUCCUACAAAACCUGCAAUGUGAGUUUAACGGAAUGCACGAGAUCACCAAAGCGGAUGUAAAGAAGUGUAAAGAUUCCCUCAAAUAAAAGGAGGCAGAGAA
Messenger RNA from Gambusia affinis (western mosquitofish), 3004 nucleotides. RefSeq names its product UDP-N-acetyl-alpha-D-galactosamine:polypeptide N-acetylgalactosaminyltransferase 6 (GalNAc-T6) (gene galnt6). Bases 183 to 2045 code for a protein of 620 amino acids. Gene Ontology annotation, cellular component: Golgi apparatus. NCBI's taxonomy places the organism in Eukaryota, Metazoa, Chordata, Actinopteri, Cyprinodontiformes, Poeciliidae. The record is from RefSeq and is a predicted model, not a curated record. The transcript is spliced from 11 exons.